Merops nubicus (carmine bee-eater) is the source of this 1122-nucleotide messenger RNA. RefSeq names its product CXADR-like membrane protein (gene CLMP). Gene Ontology annotation, cellular component: membrane; cytoplasmic microtubule; cell surface. The transcript is spliced from 6 exons. Lineage: Eukaryota; Metazoa; Chordata; Aves; Coraciiformes; Meropidae. The record is from RefSeq and is a predicted model, not a curated record. The annotation marks the transcript as partial.
AGACACAUCCUUAAUCCUGGCCUCUGUUUUUCAGCUUCCUGUUCUGUUUGGCUGUCCGAGGCUCAGACUGAAUUUAAGAGGGUGGCUGAAGAAAACGUGACGUUGCCCUGUCACCACCGCCUGGGCCUCCUGGAGCAGGGCAGCCUGGACAUUGAGUGGCUGCUGCACAUCUCUGAAACGGUGCAGAAAGCGGUCAUCACUUACUCUGGAGGCCGUGUUUAUGAUGACCUGAAUGAGGAACAGAAAGGGCGUGUGUCCUUCACAUCCAACUUCCUCGCUGGCGACGCGUCCCUGCAGAUCACAUCCCUGCAGUCCAGCGAUGCGGGGAAGUACAUCUGCAAGGUGAAAAACGCCGGGCAGUACGAGUGGGCUCGCAUCACCCUCAAGGUUGUGGAAAAACCUUCCAAGCCCAAAUGCUGGCUAGAGGGGGAGCUGCUGGAAGGCAAGGAGCUGUCCUUGCAGUGCCGGUCUGCCUCGGGCACCGCGCCCAUCUCCUACCGAUGGCAGCGCAUCAACGAGGAAGAUGAGAGAGCUGAACAUCUCCCCCCUACGUCCCGAGUCAACAUUUCCAAUCCCGGGCAAGUCCUCCUGAAGAAUCUCACGCAGAUGAGCACAGGGUUGUACCAAUGCAUUGCCACCAACGAGGCUGGCCAAGAAAGCUGUGUCGUGCAGGUGACAGUGCAGCAUGCACAGAAUAUCAGCAUGAUUGCUGGAGCAGUUUGUGGUGUGGUGGUGGGACUCUCCCUGCUUUUCCUGGUGGUCAGGCUGACAAUAAGGAGGAAAGAAAAGAAGAGAUAUGAGGAAGAGGAAGCACCAAAUGAAAUCAGAGAAGAUGCAGAGGCACCCAAGGCCCAUCUCGUCAAGCCCAGUUCCUCUUCUUCUGGUUCCAGGAGCUCACGCUCAGGUUCCUCCUCAACCAGGUCGACAGCCAACAGUGCCUCUCGUAGCCAACGAACUUUGUCCACAGAAGCUACUCCCCACCUAACUCCUCCCCAGUACAGCCAGAGGGAGAUGGAAGGAAAAGAAACCGAGCCAAAGAAAGUUGACUACCCUAACCUGAUGAAGAUGGGAGCGACGCUGGUGAUGGUGCCUGCCCAAAGCCGAGCAUUCCAGACAGUGUGA